This is a messenger RNA of Culicoides brevitarsis, 2874 nucleotides long. It is a transcript of the gene lin, whose product is annotated as protein lines. The record is from RefSeq and is a predicted model, not a curated record. Bases 388 to 2718 code for a protein of 776 amino acids. Lineage: Eukaryota; Metazoa; Arthropoda; Insecta; Diptera; Ceratopogonidae. The transcript has 2 exons.
AACAAUUAGCCAUUUCGCUGGUAAAAAAAAUAAAAAAAUCCGUGAUAAAUCGUGAAAAAAUCGGAAAUUCGGCUCGAUAAACGGCUCCGUAUCCUCAUAUAAUGCACGAAUGUUGUGGAAAUGAGGAUCGAGAACGCACAUUUGGACAAAUAUUUGAGAAAAUUGUGAGUGGCAGCAAUCCAGCAUCAUCGACGACAUACGAAACAAAAACAAUAAUUUACCAAUCGCUAUUUAUUCUGGCAUUUUUCAUCCUAAUUGCCUAUUCGUUCUUGAGGGAGGCCCGGCAGGAGCCUCACGACACACAAAAACACGCGAAAAAACAGGACUAAAGAUCCUUUUUACGGAGAUAUUAAUUGGAAAUAAGACGAUCACAAAUGCGAAUCACAAAUGAAAUUCGAAAAAGAUAAUAAAAAUAAAAUCAUGUCAUCGAAUCAUGAGCCACCGGUGAAGAAACGACAACGAAUAGAGGACGAUGAGGUGGCUAACAACAAAACGGGCCGUGCUGGAAGUGUCUCGCUGAGUCCGAAUCAUUCCACGAGCUCAGCAGGCAGUAAUUCUCCAAGCACAAGUAGUUCCACGACCUCCGUUGACGAGCUAGAUCACGCUUUGGGUAUCCAUUCGAGCAGCAGCACAGACUUACUGAACACCACAAACGAUAGUUGCAAGGAUCCCGUGUCCUUGGGCGUCGUACUGGAACAGGAUUGGACGGAUUUCGUGUCAGCUGUGGAGGAAAAGCAGUGUGUUUGCGGUUUAGACGAUGCUACGAUACGAAGGCCGUUUCAGCGAUACUUGCAAGUUGAUGGCGCGAGUUCUGCGGUGCCGUUGCACGAGUGGCCCAGUGAUCAUAUCGUGAAAUAUCUGUCAAAUGUGCAACUUUUCUUCGAUAUUUAUCUGAAACAGAAUGCACGGGGCACGAUUUGCGGGAAAUUUGUCGAGUUAUGCGAGUGUAUCGUCAAUACGCAAGGACUAAAUAUGCUCGAAGACGUCCUGGAAUUAUGCAAUGUGCGUACGGAAAGCAUCAGCAAGAACAAAAAUGGGUCGGCAGCGACAAAGUACAUUCUGUAUCUCUCUGGUAGAGUAAUUAGCUGUUAUUUAAUUAUCAUUAAGGAGGAGUUGGACAACAAGUGGCUUAAGAAAAUCGUCGAUAACUUAUUUAUAUUCGAGAAAUUGAAUGACCUAGCGAUAAGACGAAUUAAUUUUAGUCUAGACAUAAUUAAGUACAUCAUUGAAUUUAAGGAUAUGGACGAACAUCCGUUGGAGGAGGACAUUAACGAACAACUUGCCGUCAAUAUGCUACCACCAAUCGAAACAAAUUACUUUGCCCAACAGUAUUUGCCCGGCAGCAGCAACAAUUCCGCCGUCACCUCGUCAAUUUUUCGCAAUUUAGCUGACGCGAGUCACACACAUCAUCAUCACCGUUCGAACGUUGCUGCCACAGACUGCCACUAUGUUACCUUGACGGACUCUGAGAGUUUCGACACCACCCAGAUCAAGUGUGUCACCGUGCAGAUACUCGAGAACAAGUGGCCCGCUCUCGUCAAUACGAUGCGCGACAUGAUCCAGAAGCAUCGUGAUAUCGUGCAUGCCGAAACGUGUACUUUGACCUUUUUGAGCUUAUGGGAGAACAUCAUCAGUGUCAAGGCGAAUUUAUCUGUUGUGGAAACGCUUCCGUUUUACGCGCAACUCGAUAAAUUCGAACUUUUGCUUUGUAGUCACCUCUCGCCGAUCAUUUACAAACAAAUGCUUGCCUUGUUCAACGAAGCCCUGUGUUACGGCAGCACCUUGGCUCUGCAGGACAUCCUCCCGGAAGAAACGUGCAACUUGGCGCAUCACAUUGUGCGACACGUGCGCGAUUUUCGCAUUCUGGAUUACUUGCCGCGACAACGUCAAGCAAGUUGCGACCCCAUUUCCGUUGGAUUUGCCGGGCAAUCAGCUCCCACGAUCGAAUAUGCACCAAACACCCUCGACAUGUCUUCCAGUGCCGCCGUUUCCGAAGCACAAACCUCGCCGCCGCCGCCGCCCACUCUUGCCACUUACGACAAAACCCUGUUGCAGAAAUUAACGUUACUAGUACUCAAAAGUGUCGCCGUGUCCGUCAAACAGAUCCGUUCCGACAGCAGUGACUCGUCCAUCGACUCGCAAGACUACGAGGCGCUGCAAGACAUGAUCGUGAUCGAACGCUCGAUCCGCGACGUCCUCACACGACUGGAAACCUUCAUGAAAAACGCCCUGGAGUUCCAUCCGGAAUCGCAUUUCAGCAAAAUUCUCAUUCAUUUGUUCGCCGAUCAGGACGAUUAUUUGAUCGAAGCGAUGGUUUGUACGCUGGAUGUUACGGCGAGCAUUUCGUUUCGCAAUAACGCGUUUCCGGAACUCGUCGCGAUGCUCAAUCCGGUCUACACUUUCCUCGAAUUCCUCAAUAUGAUUAGCAAUAGUUCGGAUUUGCUGCUGGAUCUGCUCGUCAGCAACGAAACUUGCUUCCUGCUGUAUUUGCUGCGGUAUUUGAAGUAUAUUCGUCUCAAUUGGUCCAUGUUUGUACAAAGUUGUCAGGAUGCGCGCUUCGGAAAUAAUUGUCUGGAUGAGACGAUGAGUGUGCUGAUACGACUGCGACUCAAAAUUAGCAGACUCGUGUCGAAAAGUCUGUAUCCGUAUGAUAUUUCGCCGAUUUUGCGGCUGCUCGAGAGUUGCGAGAGUCUGUACGAGGGAAAUGAAUUGAGCUAAGCGAAAAGCGCGAUAUGGAGACCAGUGCCUUAGUUACGUAAGUGUGUUCGCUUUAAGGGUUAUUUUCUUCUUAGUUUUGUAAGGUUUUUAUUUUUUGCGUAAAUAAAUUAACAGUUAAGGACGUAAGUUGUAAUUUUAUACAUUUUUUUAUAAGAA